Molecule: messenger RNA, 3938 nt
Organism: Onychostoma macrolepis
Lineage: Eukaryota; Metazoa; Chordata; Actinopteri; Cypriniformes; Cyprinidae
Gene: tlx2
Product: T cell leukemia homeobox 2
Exons: 5
Coding region: 1247-2182 (311 amino acids)
Biological process (GO): regulation of transcription by RNA polymerase II; animal organ development
Cellular component (GO): nucleus
Molecular function (GO): RNA polymerase II cis-regulatory region sequence-specific DNA binding; DNA-binding transcription factor activity, RNA polymerase II-specific
Source: RefSeq, a predicted model, not a curated record
CAGGAACGAAACACUGUCAUGUUGCUCAGAGAACUAAAACAGUGCUGUGGCUGUGCUUGGAAUGAUUUUUGUUGGCGAAAUAGAGCAAAAACAGCCAAUAUGGUGUCUAAAACGUCACACAAGACCUUGCGAUAUUAUCCUGCUCCCCUGCCCUCACACCUCUCAUUUAGUCCACAUUACCAGAUGACGUAUCGGAGAUCCCCGUGCGCUCCUAGCGCUUUUCCCUUUUGGCGGUCCGUCCAGUUGAAGCCGUCUGAUCGGGCAAGGAGGCGCCAGGUUCUCCCGGGGGAGAGAGAAAGUCAAGGACUGCAGCUCGAGAUGCAGAAUAACGUAAUUCAAUCUGCUCUGAAUUCAACCUAAUUACAGCAGAAAGCACAACAGUCAUGGGAAGGAUGGAGAAUGGUGCAAUGGAUGCGAAUCCCCACUUUGACAGGCUCAUCGGCGCGCGCAUACACAUAAGCAAACACACACAAGCGCGCGCACACACAUGCAUUUGAGGGGCACAAGGCCAAGAUGCACACGAGGAAAUGCUGAAGGAACAUGAAACAUUAUGUUUUUCAACGUGAACGACAACACAACAGCCCUGGUGAAAAACAGAAGCGGCUUCUUUAAGAGAGGGGUGCGGGCGCGAGGCAUUGUCUCUACAGAAGUGCGCAAGAGCCAAUGGAGAGGCGUGUGACAGAGUUUGGGCAGAAGGGGUUUGUCUCACCUGCUGGAAAUCACUUCAAGAGGAGCGUGAACAGGACAUUUUCAGCUCACGACAAUUAAUAUGCACGUAUCGGACAGUUAACACUUCACUUUAGAUAACAGUGAUGAGCUCAAGUCUGGGCCGUGCGCCUUUCUGAGGUACGGCACCACUCCAGAAACGCGUCCGGUUUGUUUGCUACAACUUGGCAACUCAUCACUUCGGGAUUUAACUGAGCGCGGAGCCCUUUCUACUGUCGAGUUGCUUUUUUUUUAGGCAUCAUCAUGGAACUGAAAAAGAUGCAAGACGCACUCAAUGCAAGAAAGUGUUGGAUAAUGCUGAAUUAAUCGUGAAGGAGUCAAUGUGAUUUCUGUUCUUCACUGUUUUUGUACAUCAAAUGGCAGCGAUAUAAAAUUGCAUGGGCUCUCAGCACUCCAAGGAAGAAUAUUUGUUUGUUAAAAAUAAAUUCUGUACCUUUGGGAAUAAAUCGUGUUGCGUUGAAGUUUUAGGAAUUAAACAUCGCAACCUUCCAAGCUGUGCGCAACAGAAAGAACCGCGACGAUGGAGCACACGGGGAUCGAAGAGGUGAACCAGACGCACCAGCAGCACGAACCCAUCAGCUUUGGAAUAGAUCAGAUUCUCAAUGGCUCGGACCAGCCGAGUAGUUGCAUGCUGCCGAGCAGAACCGGAGACCCGGACUACGCGCUCGCGCCGAACGUCUAUGCCAACGGCUACAACAGCGUGUACAAUCCGGCCUGUUCGAUGGCGGCGGGACUUGCAGGUUCCUACAACGUAAACAUGAACAUGAAUGUCAGCAUGAAUAUGAACGUUAACGUGAACUCAGGGAAUGCAGGUGGUGUCAUCCGCGUCCCGGCCCACAGACCCAUGCCACCCGCACCUCACCCGCCGACUUCUGCCCAUCCACCGGGCAUCGCGGCGGGGAUACCCACCAUGCACACGGUACCCAGCAUGGGCAGCCCCGCCAGCUUCACGUUCCCCUGGAUGGAGAGCAGCAGAAGAUUUGCCAAAGAUCGGCUGACCGCUGCUCUUUCACCGUUCUCCGUGACACGACGGAUCGGUCAUCCGUACCAGAACCGAACUCCACCGAAACGGAAAAAGCCCCGCACGUCGUUCAGCCGCGUGCAGAUCUGUGAGCUGGAGAAACGCUUCCACCGGCAGAAGUACCUGGCGUCCGCGGAGCGCGCCACGCUCGCCAAGGCCUUGAAGAUGACAGACGCUCAGGUCAAAACCUGGUUUCAAAACAGAAGAACAAAAUGGAGGAGGCAGACUGCUGAGGAGAGAGAGGCUGAGCGACAGCAAGCCAACCGUCUGAUGCUGCAGCUACAACAGGAGGCCUUUCAGAAGACCCUGAGUCAGCCGCUCCAACAAGACCCUCUCUGCCUACACAACUCCUCGCUUUACGCCCUGCAGAACUUACAGCCUUGGGCAGAAGACAACAAGGUGACGUCCGUCACCUCAGUCGCAUCUGUGGUCUGACCCACAACUCUCAUGUGUGCUAGUUAAUUGAGAAAGGAUUUUAUAGGAUGCCAAUUAGAACUUAAUUUAGGCGGAUCUCUGACAUUCUCACUUGGACUCACUUCAUGAGCAUCUGUACCAAGCCAUACUUUUUUUUCUGUGAGAUGGUAGAAGAGAUCUAGCUGUGCAAAAACAUCUUUUCCACUCAUUUAUGGAAAGAUUCUAUUCAAUUUCCAUGAUUUUUGACAGGAUCAGCUUUGAGCCUGUGAUAAAAACGGCUAGAAAAACCCAAUAACAUAUUAAACCGAAUUGUAUUUUUCUGUGUUUGUUUAUCAUUUUUCAGAAACAUGCAUAUUUAAGUCUUGGCAUGGAACAAAAACCCUAAUUAAAGUGGAAUGAAAACAAACACACAUUUUCAUUCCCACCUGAAUCUGACUGGUCAUUUGCUCGUCCCUUACGCUACAUUCUCGUUCCUCUUUCUUCAGCUACCCAUCUAAGAGAGGGAGGGGCUUUGUCCUUUCCAACCCAAAACCGCAAAGCUGUCUGAUGAAUUUCUCCCAUCAAGACGGCUGUUUGUCUACGUGCCAUUUGGCAUCAAGGAGACUGACUCAACCCCAGACUCGUUCAUUCUUGUUCUUUUUAUUUGUGUUUUUUUUUUCUUUCUUUGGACUUUGUAAGAUGUGUUUGUGAUGCAUGUUCUCUACAUUUCCUGUAUGAAGAGAUGGACUAAAAACUGUUAGUUCUGUCAAGCUGGAGUCCUUCCUAAAAUGCACUUUGGAAGCAAUUAUGGAGGCACUCUCUAUGGAUUCUUCAUGACGUGACGUUUAAAGGUGUUUUAUAUUAAAAAGAAUUGUGACUUCUAAGACUUCCGUUUUAUCCUGUGUAAAAUUAAUUUAGAAUUGGUGAAAUGUGCCCUUUUUGCAGAACUACCGAAUAUAGAAUAGCAGAACUAAUGCUAUUCCUACACUCUUAAAAAUAAAGGCUCAUUAUUGGCAUUGAUAGUUCAAUAUGAGAACCUUUAACAUCUAUGGAAUCUUUCCAUUGCGUUUCUAGUGGAAAACGGUUCUUUAGAUUUUAGAUGGUUGAGAACUGUUCAUUGAAAGGUUCUUUGAGGAACCAAAAAUGGUUCUUCUUUGACAUUACAGCAAAUACACCCUGUUGGAACCUUUAUUUUUAAGACUUUAAACUCAUUCAAUUGGUUGAGCCAAUAUUGAGCUGAUUGGGAUGCUAAAACAGAACAAUGUUUUGAUAGUACCACCACCAUUUUUCAGGGAAAACAAACAACAAAUGGGUUAUUUUAACAUUGAUAAAAACAUGCCACUUUGAAUUUUACUACUGCCUAUAUUUAGCCCAAAUCAUCAUUCAUUGUCAACUUGUGAAAACCUGCUGGUGAGAACCUGUGAGUACAGUUUGUAUACAAAAAACAAGUCCUUGACAAGUAUUUUGAAAGCAUUCAUCACCCAUGUCCACCCAGACACCAUAAGGGCGUAAACAACUGAUGGGAUCUCUGUGAGCCAAGACAGCAGUCAAAACAGCAGUUUCCUCAUUGGUUAUAUCACAGUAGAGUGAUGCCCAUGUGACACAGGGAGGGGACGUGGAAUCAUAGCAGUUUUAUUCGCAGUAAAUGAGCCUUUACAUUCUGUUCUACACACGACUGCAUCUCCCAGGAAAUGCUAAAGCGCUAAACUGAUUACAGCGCUCUACAGCCUGUGGCUUACAGAAAAGAACCAGCAGUUGCACAAACCCAGCUGCUGGAAAACAAGCGUCUUUCAACAGG